AUCUUCAUCUCCAUCUCUCAUGAUAUAUGUCUGCAGGAGAGAGCUUUGGCUAAGAGCUAGCCAGCAGUUCCUAUUCUUUGUAGACAAUGGCUUAAAGCACCCAACUUUUCUUCUGAUUCUCGUCUCCCCCACCAUAAAAAUGAUAAUUACCUCUUCAGUUGCAACGUGGAAAGACUCUGGGUCUUCUUCUAACUACCCUUUAUGUGUCAUGGCUUUGUAUCAUUCUAAAUUGAGGGCUUCCUCUCUCAAAAUGGAGCCUUUCACUGUUUCUUAUGACCAGAGAUCAGAGUUCCUCAAACUCAGUUACCUCCAUUCUUUUCAGCAUAGCAAUGUAAAAGUUAGGCAUUCAUUAAAUCCUAGAAUAACACGAACAAGGUUGCAUGAACCACACGCACUGGUUAUUUCAAAUGAACAUCCUCAAAAUGCUGAUUUCCCUCGGAAUUAUUCGAGAAAGGAGAAGAAGCCCUUUCCAAUACCCAUAGUUGAGUUGAGACGAGCUGCAAGGGAGAGGCUCAAGAAGAGUAAAGGCCAACCUAAAGGACGGGUGCCACCUCCAAAGAAAGGGUUGAUCGUUCAAAGCCUUUUACCACUUGCUUAUGAUGUGUUCAAUGCAAGGAUCACAUUGAUUAACAAUCUCAGGAAACUGUUAAAAGUGGUUCCCGUGCAUGCAUGUGGGUGGUGUGAUGAAAUCCAUGUGGGACUGGAAGGACAUCCAUUCAAGUCGUGUAAAGGCAAACGUGCUACCCUCCGCAAUGGCCUUCAUCAGUGGACAAAUGCAGCCAUUGAAGAUGUACUUGUGCCAGUAGAAGCCUACCACCUUUACGACCGCCUUGGAAAACGAAUUACUCAUGAGGAGAGAUUUUCAAUCCUCCAAAUUCCUGCAGUAAUGGAGCUCUGUAUCCAAGCUGGAGUUCACAUUCCUGAAUAUCCAACAAAAAGGAGGAGAAAACCAAUUAUUCGCAUCGGAAAAAGGGAAUUUGCUGAUGCAGAUGAAAGUGAUCUGCCAGAACCUCUCCUAGAGGUUCCUCUAAAGCCAUUAUUAACCGAAAUAUCCAUCUCAGAAGCAGUAGCCCCAGCUAAUGAAGAAGAAAAAACCUUGCUUGCUGAGGAAACACUACGAGCAUGGGAAAAGAUGAGGAAAGGAGCCAAGAGGUUAAUGCAGAUGUACCGUGUGAGAGCUUGUGGAUAUUGCCCAGAGGUGCAUGUGGGACCUAGUGGGCAUAAGGCACAGAACUGUGGGGCCCACAAGCACCAACAACGGAAUGGACAGCAUGGUUGGCAGUCUGCAGUGCUCGAUGACUUGAUACCGCCAAGAUAUGUGUGGCAUGUUCCUGAUGUGGUUGGGCUGCCAUUGCGAAGGGAGCUGAGGAAUUUCUAUGGACAAGCCCCUGCUGUUGUGGAAAUAUGCUUUCAGGCUGGUGCUGCUGUACCAGACCAAUACAAAUCAACCAUGAGAUUGGAUAUUGGGAUCCCUUCCAGUGUUAAAGAAGCUGAAAUGGCUGUUUAAGUUAUUUUUCUCAACUCUUUUAAGUAGCAAAGUGCAAGUAAAAUAUUUGAAGGAAAUACCACGCGUAGAUUCUUUCGGGAAAUGGAAACAGUUUUCUUGAGUUUGGCCAUUGGCUCUCGCAAACUAUCUCUGAUUCUAUUCAAUGGUCAAAAUUACUAUUGCUUUACAAA
This is a messenger RNA of Populus trichocarpa (black cottonwood), 1677 nucleotides long. RefSeq names its product APO protein 2, chloroplastic. NCBI's taxonomy places the organism in Eukaryota, Viridiplantae, Streptophyta, Magnoliopsida, Malpighiales, Salicaceae. The transcript has 4 exons. Gene Ontology annotation, molecular function: RNA binding. The record is from RefSeq and is a predicted model, not a curated record. The coding region runs from base 20 to 1507 and encodes 495 amino acids.